AUGUUUCGCACUGUCGAGGACCGACCAACCCCAGAGGAGGUGUACAACUGGCGGCUGUACACCGAGGCGACGAUAAUCGCCACGGGCUCGCUGCUGUUUGGCUAUGAUUCAGCCUUCAUCGGAACGACCAUUGCCCGGCAGAGCUUCGUGGAUGCCUUCAACAUCACUAAGUCCGAGGCUGCUGAUAUCUCGAGCAACAUCACGUCCACUUUCCAGGCCGGCGCUUUUUUUGGCGCAAUCUUCUGCUUUCUAUUAACCGAGAAGAUCGGACGGAAAUGGGCUCUGCAGGCGAAUACGCUUCUGUUCCUGGUCGGAGCGAUUAUCAUGACGGCUGCCACCCAUCAACUAUCGUAUAUCUACGCAGGACGCGCACUGACCGGCAUCGCCUGCGGCGCAAUCACAGCAACAGUCCCAAGCUACAUCGCCGAGCUAUCCAUCGUAUCAAUCCGGGGCAUCCUCACCGGCUUCUUCGAAGUUUCAUACCAAAUCGGCAGCCUGGUGGGCUUCUGGAUUAAUUACGGAAUCAACCAGAACAUGGACAACUCCUCGAUGGCGAGUUGGAGAGCCCCGAUGGCAGUCCAGAUCAUCCCAGCCGGCGUCCUCUUGCUCGGGGGACUCGUCCUCCACGAGAGCCCUCUAUGGUUGAUGCGUAAGAACCGAGAGGAUGAUGCAGCGACUGCGCUGGAGGUGCUGAGGAAGUUACCCCGGUCGCAUCAGUACGUACAGGAAGACAUCGAGAUGAUCCGCUCCAGGCUCCAGGACGAGGCGCGCAUUGCAGCCAAGUACGGCCAUGGCUCGUGGGCGUACUUCCGGGGCGCUCUAUACGAGCUCUCGCGGCAUGGGAUGUGGAAUCGCGUGCUGCUGGUGUGGUGUGCCUUUGUGCUGCAGAAUAUGUCCGGCGCUGCAGCGAUCAACUACUACUCUCCGACGCUAUUUGCCUCGCUAGGCAUCACUGAUGUCGCGCUGUAUACUGGAAUCUACGGCCUGGUGAAAGCGGUCGCGUCGAUCAUUUUCUACGGCGUGCUCAUUGACAUCUGGGGGCGUCGACGGCCGACUAUCAUCUCGUCCCUUGCCUGCUCGCUUUGUCUCUGGUUCGUGGGUGCGUAUGUCAAGGUCGGUCAUCCAGCCGAUAUCAUCGACGCGGGGGCCGAGUUGUCGCCGUCCACAGAGGCAGGGGGUAAAGCAGCAACGGCGAUGAUCAUGAUCUACUCGGUUUUCUGGUCCUUUGGCCUCAAUGGGAUUCCGUGGAUUGUAUCGGCGGAGAUCUUCCCAGGUGCACUGCGAAACCUGACAGGAACAUGGGCUGCACUAGUGCAAAGGUUAAUCCAGUUCGUCAUCACCAAGGCGCUGCCCUACAUCUUCAACCGCUUCGGGUACGGCACCUGGUUCUUUUUCGCCUCGUGGAUGAUGCUGGCUACCUUGUGGUCAUUCUUCUUCCUCCCAGAGACAAAGGGGCGAACUCUCGACGAGAUGGAUGCCAUUUUUGGAUACGAGGCCGGGCAUUCGUCCAGCAGCCAACAGUCCAAGAUCGUCCCACUCGGCACAGCAGGUCUCGAUGGCCGCGAAGGGACAGUUUAG
Aspergillus puulaauensis is the source of this 1578-nucleotide messenger RNA. RefSeq names its product sugar porter family MFS transporter. Gene Ontology annotation, cellular component: membrane. The transcript has 9 exons. Gene Ontology annotation, biological process: carbohydrate transport; transmembrane transport. Gene Ontology annotation, molecular function: carbohydrate:proton symporter activity. The record is from RefSeq and is a predicted model, not a curated record. Bases 1 to 1578 code for a protein of 525 amino acids. Lineage: Eukaryota; Fungi; Ascomycota; Eurotiomycetes; Eurotiales; Aspergillaceae.